CUGAACUUCAGUUUGAGUUGCAGCAGCAGCAGCAGAGGCUCAGGGUCUGAGAUAAAGGCAGGAUUGGGUGUAAAAUGGUAGGUGUGAGGAGGUGUCCUAUUUCAGUGUGUGAAGAGGCGCUGAGACCAGCCCAGGACAGCUGAUCCGGAGCCGGGGCAGGGUAGAGGUGACCGGGGUGGGCUCCACAGAGGGCUGCAGCCGGCAGAAAGAAUGGCUCAGAGCCGGGGCAUGUUCUUCUACUCUCUGCUGGAUUACAAGACCGAGAAAUUCGUGAUCGCCAAGAACAAGAAGGUGGGAGUGCUGUUCAGACUGUUCCAGCUGGGGGUGAUCGGAUAUCUGAUUGGGUGGGUCUUCUUAUGGAAGAAAAGCUACCAGGAAAGAGAGGAGGCCAUCCAGAGCUCUGUGUUCACUAAGCUGAAAGGUGUUGCCCUCACCAACAGUACAGAGCUCGGCCUCCUGGUGUGGGGUGCCGAAGACUACGUUAUACCUUCUCAGGGGGACCGAGUCUUCUUUAUAGUGACGAAUUACCUCGAGACUCCAAACCAAAGGCUGAACGUCUGCGCAGAGAGCGUAAAGGUGCCAGACGGACUGUGUAGCUACGAUGCUGACUGUCUGGAAGGAGAAACAGUCACAGCAGGACAUGGUGUGAAGACAGGCCGCUGUGUUAAUGAGACGGGGACGUGUGAGAUUUAUGGGUGGUGUCCAGUUGAGAGCAGUCGCACACCCCAGGAACCGCUGCUGGGAAAAGCAGAAAACUUUACCAUUUACAUCAAGAACUUCAUUAGAUUCCCAAAGUUUGACUUCUCCAAGUCCAAUGUUCUCUCCACCACCAACAAGUCGUAUCUGAAGACAUGCAACUACGACAGGGAGCACCACCCCUACUGCCCCAUCUUCCGUGUUGGAGACAUUGUACAGUGGACUGGUCACAACUUCCAAGAAAUGGCAGUUAAGGGUGGAUCUAUUGGAGUGGAGAUUGACUGGACCUGUGACCUGGAUAAAGACUCCUCCAAAUGCAACCCUCAGUAUAGAUUCACUCGCCUGGACGCUUCAAAAGGCUCAACAAAUUCAGUCACUUCAGGAUACAACUUUAGAUUUGCUCGAUAUUACAGAGAUUCAGACGGGCAGACCUAUCGCUCUCUGUAUAAAGUCUAUGGUAUUCGGUUUGAUAUCAUGGUUAACGGGGAGGCUGGGAAGUUUAGUAUCAUCCCUACAGUGGUGAACAUUGGAUCUGGACUUGCUUUAAUGGGUGCUGGCGUGUUCAUCUGUGAUAUGAUCCUGCUCUACAUGAUGAGCACCAGCUCCUUCUACAGAGAGAGGAAGUACGAGCCUGUUGGGAGGAAGGCAGAGAGAAAGGCCAGAGACGCAAGACACAGCAGACACCACCGGCACGCCCACGACGGCCAUCACAGGAAAGAGGAGAAGCCCCCGGUGGAGGAGCUGCCCCUCACGCCCAUGUCCUCGCCCUCCACCCACAGUCCGGACCACCAGCCUGUGCCCACAGAUUCCGCACUGAAACCCCGCAGCCCUUUAAAUAAACAGGGGCCGGACGCACCGUCGUCCAAACUCCACCGCAGCCCAGACCGGAGGGCCUUAUCCCCAGUGACCUCCUCCACCAAACCACACACCACACAGACAUUCGCCAACACCAUCAGGACUGUGUUCUAAUACAGGACAUGAAGAUGUGAUGCCUGAAUUAAAGCUCAUGCAGAUGUCCUUCCACCUGUCAGUCAGCUUUCAGAGAUCUGUGGGAACUCAAAGGGUGUCUUCAGGCCUCCUCUGAUUAAAGUUAUGCCAUCAUUAAUGCCAUUCGUGACCAAAUUUAAGACAAUAUCCCACAUUUUUAAAAAUAGUACAAUAAAGAUUCAAGUAAUAGUACUUAGUACCAAGUGAAAGUGUGGGUACUGUAACACAAAAAGUAAAAUACUCGAAUAAAAAAAUGGGUACUGUAGCAAAAUCUCUAACUCAAGUAAAAGUACUCCAAGUCAGAGUAUUGGUACUGUAUCGAGAAUAUAUCUUAAGUAUUUAAAUAAAACAAUAAGCACUGUACUGGACAUAUGGGUACUGUACCAAAUUUGACUCAAGUAAAAGUACUUAAGUAAAUGAACUGGUACUGUACCAAUAGUUUGACCAAAAUAUUUAAGUAAAAGUACCAAAAAUCUGACUUAAGUAAAAGUAUUUAAAUUGUUACAGUUAUGUAUUUUCAAUAAUAAUUUUAACUUUCAACUAAGUAUUGUUACUUAAGUCAGAUUCUUGGUGCAGUACCAGUACUUAAGAUGAAAGUAUGAGUACUGUAUCAAAUAUGAUUUAAGUAAAAGUACUUAAUUAUUAUCAUUGGUACUAUACCAGAUUUGACUUAGAAAAAAAAACUUAAGUAAAAGUCUAGAUGCUGCACCAAUAUAUUAACUAAUCAAAAGUACUUAAGUGGAAUUAUGAGUACUGUACCAAAUUUGAUUUAAGUAAAAAACAUUUGGUACAGUACCAAAUUUGAGUGAAAGUCUAGAUGCUGUACCAAUAUAUGAAUUAAUUAAAAUAACUUAAGUUAAGGUAUGGGUACUGCCCCAAAUUUGAUGUAAGUAAAAAUACAUCAUUAGUAGCACUGGUACUGUACAAAAUUUGACCCAAGUAAAAAUACUUACAGUCUAGGGCUGUGCCAACAUAUUAAUUAAUUAAAAGUAUUAAGUGAAAGUAUGGGUACUGUACCAAAAUCUGAAUCAAUAAGAAGUACUUAAUUACUCAAAGUAUUAGUACUGUACUUAAUUGUGACUCAAUUAAAAGUACAAGCCUAGAAGUAUUGGUACUAUUCUGAAAUUUAUCCCAAGUAAAAAAUAUAGUUACUUACUCAAUAUAUUGAGGGUACUGCAGCAAUAUUUAUCUACAGAAAACUGUGCCGAACCUUGACUCAAGGUGAGUUAAAGUAAAGUAAAACACAAACAUAAUUAUAGAUGAUUUAAAUAAAACAGA
Astyanax mexicanus (Mexican tetra) is the source of this 2961-nucleotide messenger RNA. RefSeq names its product purinergic receptor P2X, ligand-gated ion channel, 5 (gene p2rx5). Gene Ontology annotation, biological process: response to ATP; monoatomic cation transmembrane transport. NCBI's taxonomy places the organism in Eukaryota, Metazoa, Chordata, Actinopteri, Characiformes, Acestrorhamphidae. The transcript has 12 exons. Gene Ontology annotation, cellular component: nuclear inner membrane; plasma membrane. The record is from RefSeq and is a predicted model, not a curated record. The coding region runs from base 211 to 1665 and encodes 484 amino acids. Gene Ontology annotation, molecular function: extracellularly ATP-gated monoatomic cation channel activity; purinergic nucleotide receptor activity.